Wyeomyia smithii (pitcher-plant mosquito) is the source of this 1250-nucleotide messenger RNA. RefSeq names its product AH receptor-interacting protein. Gene Ontology annotation, molecular function: peptidyl-prolyl cis-trans isomerase activity; protein binding. NCBI's taxonomy places the organism in Eukaryota, Metazoa, Arthropoda, Insecta, Diptera, Culicidae. The record is from RefSeq and is a predicted model, not a curated record. The transcript is spliced from 3 exons. The coding region runs from base 167 to 1123 and encodes 318 amino acids.
CAAUCAGUACGAAUGUACGCAUACAUAUAUGAGAAGUGGGUGGUAAACAAUCACUUGACAGCCGCCUGUUGAAACAGCAGUAAGAUUACUUGGGAACCACACAGCAAGAUACAAUCGAAGGCCGCUGCUCGAUAGUGACAACAAGAAACGCUUAUAUUGCUUCAACAUGGAUCCUUCCCUGGAUGACGCUAAAAUUGUAAAAGAAACGAUACACGCUGGCAGUAAAGUGGUACCCUUUCAGGAUGGAACCAAAAUUCGCUUCCACUAUCUAACGAAAAAGCUGGACGGAACGGUUUUGGAUGAUAGUCGCAAGCUGGGGAAACCUAUGGAACUGGUGCUGGGGAAAAAGUUCAAGUUCGAAGUUUGGGAAGUAUGCGUCCAACGGAUGGCCUUGCACGAAGUGGCCCGAUUUCGCUGUGACCGUUCCGUGGUUCAGCAGUAUCCGUUUGUUGCGAAGACAAUUCGUGACUCGCUGAAGCCAGCCGAACAGCGGAAGCACUGCUGUGGCAUGACCAUUCAGAAUGAAGGCAUCGGGUAUAAAGAUUUGGAUGAGAUCUUCAACGAGCCACAGGAUUUGGAGUUUGUGCUGGAGAUUUUGUCCAUCGAGAGUCCAGAAGAAUACCAAAAAGAAUCUUGGCAGCUAAACGAUGAGGAAAAGCUCGAACAAGUGAGCAAGCUGAAAGAAAAAGGUAACGAUUGCUAUGCUAGGAGAGACUUUGUGGGGGCAACGGAAGCUUAUUCCUAUGCGACUGGACUCGUAGAGCAGCUGAUGCUGAAAGAAAAGCCUAAUGAUACGGAAUGGUUGGAACUGGCAAAACUUAAGGUACCUCUACUGCUCAAUUACUCGCAAUGCAUGCUACUGGAUCAGGACUACUAUGCAGUGAUCGAACAUUGCAGCGAGGUGCUUGAGAAGUACGAUAAAAACAACGUAAAGGCGUUGUUUCGUCGAGCCAAGGCUCACGUUGGAGCUUGGAAUCCGGAUCAAGCCAGAAAAGACUUUGAGCGAACGGCUGAAUUGGAUCCGACCCUAGCGACGGCUGUCGCAAAGGAGCUGAAAAAUUUGCAGGAACUUAUCCGACUGAAAAAUGUCGAGGAUAAGCUGAAAUUUCAGAAAAUGUUCUGAGUGUAUGUAGUGGUUUCAUCUGUUGAGCGCGUACAAAUGUUUUUAACUUGGAUGUGUCUUUUAGAUGUAUGUAAUGUAUCUAUGUCAUUAGCUUUUAUGAAUUUGAGAAUAUAAAUUGUAUUAUGUA